AUGGCCUCACUUGUAACCUUAAUCAUUUGCAUAGCUAUUACAUUAUCUCAAGCGAUUGCAACAACCGAUGAAAACAUCUUGGAGAGAGGCACUACAAAUGAAAGUCAAUGCAGGAACUUGACAGAGUUGACAAUGCAACAAAUUUCAUCAGCAAUCCCAUAUUUCAGUGACAAUGGAGAAAUCGGAAGAAUGAUCAACAACACUAAUGUAGACAGCAUUAAUGCAGACAACAACAAACUAGCCUUAUCCGCACUGACAUGUUGCCAAGAGUUUCUCUCUCUCGCAGUAUAUAACCUCAAUAGAUCCCUCUCGACUGAUGUAACCAAGGCCGGAAUGAUGUCCAUGAUAUGCGCCGCAGGCACCAUUCUACAGACGUGCAUAGACGGAUUUGAGGAUCAAUCCCGGGUGAUGUUUGAAUCUGUAUACAACAAACUCAAGUAUCCCAUUGAUACCAACAAAGACACCACAAAAAGGAUGGCCAAGUUGAACGGUAUAUCUGAUGUUUUGAACAAAGAUUCUGAGUAUCCAAGUUGGCUAUCUGAUGGGGACAUGAAUCUCAUGAGGGCGGAUUCGAAGAUCAAAGCUGACGUUGUGGUGGCCAAAGAUGGAUCGGGUAAGUAUAGGACAGUACAGGCUGCGGUGAACGAUGCGCCGAGAAUUAGCAUGAAGAGGUAUGUGAUUUAUGUGAAGAGUGGAUCUUAUAAUGAAAAUGUGAAGAUACCGCCAGAUAGAUGGAAUUUGAUGAUGGUUGGAGAUGGGAUGGAUAAAACCAUAAUCCACAACAACUUGAGUUAUCGUGCUGGAUUCCAGACUUGGGCAACCGCCACCUUUGCCGCAUACGGAGAGGGAUUCAUAGCCCAGGACAUAAAAUUCGUCAACAUUGCCGGAGCCAUCAACGAACAAGCUGUGGCCCUCCUCUCAGCGGGAGACCGCUCCGUAUUCUACCGGUGCAGCAUGGAAGGCUACCAAGACACCCUCUGCCCCCUAUCCAACCGGCAGUUGUACCGCGAGUGCGAAAUCUACGGCACGAUCGACUUCAUCUUCGGCAACGCGGCCGUGGUGAUACAAAAGAGCAGCAUCUUGGUUAGAAAGCCACUCCGUGGGCAAUUCAACACGAUCACGGCCCAGGGCAGGACGGACCCGGAUUGGCCGACCGGGACUGUGGUGCAAUCCAGCACGAUCCGAGCGGCGGAAGACCUGACGGGCGUGAGAACCUACCUCGGGCGGCCUUGGAAGAACUAUGCCUCGGUUGUGUUCAUGCAAAAUAAUAUGGGUAAAUUGAUCGAUCCAAUCGGGUGGACACCCUGGGAUCCACCCACGCCAAAGAACACUGUUUUCCUAGCGGAGUAUUACAACCUUGGGGAUGGCGCGGAAACUAAGGGUCGAAUGAAAUGGCCAGGAGUGAAGCCUAGGCUUGGACGCAAGGAGGCGUCUCGAGACUUUUUCGACGGAGAUUAUCGAGAGCAUCUCGCCGGAGGAUCUCCAGCCAACGGUCAAGCUCUGCGCCGACGGGUUGCAGUCUUCUUCAAUUGCGGUGAAGAGGUCUGUGGCGGUGAAUUGUGGUUAUUGGCGAGGAAUCACGCUGAUAAUCGUGUUUUAAUUGGGGAAUUCGGCGCCGUGCCUGCUUUGAUUCCGCUUCUCAAUUGCUCGGACUCUACCGCGCAGGAGCACGCGGUGACGGCGCUUCUUAAUCUCUCCCUCCACGACGGCAACAAGAUCGUGAUAACCAGAGCCGGCGCUGUGAAAUCCCUAAUUUAUGUUUUGAAAACAGGCACCGAGGUGUCGAAGCAGAACGCGGCUUGCGCGCUGCUGAGUCUGGCUUUGGUUGACGAGUACAAUGCUUGA
This is a messenger RNA of Salvia hispanica, 1845 nucleotides long. Lineage: Eukaryota; Viridiplantae; Streptophyta; Magnoliopsida; Lamiales; Lamiaceae. The record is from RefSeq and is a predicted model, not a curated record.